AUGGCGGACGGCAAGCAGUUCAACAUGCGGAAUCCGGCGGUGAAGCGGAUUUUGCAGGAGGUGAAGGAGAUGCAGCGGGAGGGCAGCAAGGAGUACACCAGCAUGCCGCUCGAGGAGGACAUAUUCGAGUGGCAGUUUGCGAUCCACGGCCCCAAGGACUCGGAGUUCGAGGGGGGGAUCUACCACGGCCGCAUCACGCUGCCCGCCGACUACCCCUUCAAGCCGCCCUCCUUCAUGCUCCUCACUCCCAGCGGGCGCUUUGAGGUGCAGACGAAGAUCUGUCUGAGCAUCUCCAACCACCACCCCGAGCACUGGCAGCCCUCCUGGAGUGUGCGCACGGCACUGGUGGCACUGAUAGCAUUCAUGCCAACCAAGCCAGAUGGCGCACUGGGCUCACUGGAUUACCCCAAGGACGAGCGCCGCAAGCUCGCAAUCAAAUCCCGACUCGCGCCACCCAAAUUUGGGAGUCCCGGGCGGCAACAAGUGAUUGAUCAGAUUCACGCAGCCAUGCUGCAAACGGCACCACCUAUCCCUGCCUCUUUGCAUUCCGCCUCUUCUCCUAGCUUUAAGGCUCCCGACACCCCCCAAGACACAGUUUCUGACUCUGCUCUUCCUCCUGCUGCCCAACCAGUGACUGCCACUGCUGUUGCUGACUCUGGUACGUCUUCAGCUUCCCCCCUCGUGCUUCCCUCUUCCACCGACGUUUCUGCGGAGCAGCCUUCUCUAGGCUCCCUAGUGCCUCUGCCAGCAGCAGCACAGCCAGGCGACACACCGCACAAGCAGGAUCUGUCCCUGCUGGUGGUUCAGAGUCAGCUGCAUCAGCUGCCGCUGCGGCAGAUCAAGUGGUGCCAGCAGGUGCAACUGCAGGUGCUGCAGCAAUAG
Molecule: messenger RNA, 882 nt
Organism: Closterium sp. NIES-65
Lineage: Eukaryota; Viridiplantae; Streptophyta; Zygnematophyceae; Desmidiales; Closteriaceae
Source: the annotation of a GenBank genome assembly